AUGCACCAAAUGAGUUGGACGAUGCACUUUAUAGCUUUUUUUGCACUGUUGCUAUUCUCUUUCAACGGAGACGUGCUGGGCAAGAAUUUGAAAUACAGGAUUUAUGAGGAACAGAGGGUUGGCUCAGUCAUUGCGAGACUCUCUGAGGAUGUGGCUGAUAUUUUAUUUAAGCUCCCCAAUCCUUCUAUGGUGAGGUUCCGAGCCAUGCAGAGGGGAAAUUCUCCUCUACUCACAGUUCGAGAGGAUAAUGGGGAGAUCAGCAUUGGGGCAAAAAUUGACCGGGAACAACUCUGCCAGAAGAACUUGAACUGCUCCAUUGAGUUUGAUGUGAUCACUCUCCCCACCGAACAUCUGCAGCUUUUCCACAUUGAAGUGGAAGUGCUGGAUAUCAAUGACAAUUCCCCCCAGUUUUCCCGACCUCUCAUCCCCAUUGAGAUCUCAGAGAGCGCAGCUGUAGGGACUCGGAUCCCCUUGGACAGCGCGUUCGAUCCAGAUGUUGGGGAGAACUCUCUCCACACGUACUCUCUCUCUGCUAAUGACUUUUUUAAUAUCGAGGUGAGGACGAGGACGGAUGGGGCGAAAUAUGCGGAGCUCAUAGUGGUGAGAGAACUGGAUAGGGAGCUGAAGUCCAGCUAUGAACUCCAGCUCACCGCCUCUGACAUGGGAGUGCCUCAGAGGUCUGGAUCCUCCAUCCUCAAAAUAAGCAUUUCGGACUCUAAUGACAACAGUCCUGUUUUUGAGAAGCAAUCUUAUGUAAUACAGCUCUUGGAGAACUCCCCAGUGGGGACUUUGCUCCUCGACCUGAAUGCCACUGAUCCAGAUGAGGGCGCUAAUGGGAAAAUUGUGUAUUCCUUCAGCAGUCAUGUGUCUCCCAAAAUUAUAGAGACUUUUAAGAUUGAUUCGGAAAGAGGUCAUUUGACCCUUUUCAAGCAAGUGGACUAUGAGACCACCAAGUCCUAUGAAAUUGAUGCUCAGGCUCAGGACAUGGGUCCCAAUUCAAUUCCUGCUCAUUGCAAAAUCAUCAUUAAGGUUGUGGAUGUGAAUGACAAUAAGCCUGAAAUUAACAUAAACCUGAUGUCUCCUGGCAAAGAGGAAAUAUCUUAUGUUUUUGAAGGGGAUCCCAUUGACACAUUUGUCGCCCUGGUCAGAGUACAAGACAAAGAUUCUGGACUGAAUGGAGAAAUAGUUUGCAAACUUCAUGGACAUGGUCACUUUAAACUUCAGAAGACCUAUGAGAACAAUUAUUUGAUCUUGACUAAUGCCACACUGGACAGAGAAAAGAGAUCCGAAUAUAGUUUGACUGUAAUUGCUGAGGACAGGGGAACCCCCAGUCUCUCAACAGUGAAACAUUUCACUGUCCAAAUAAAUGAUGUAAAUGACAAUCCACCCCAUUUUCAGAGAAGCCGAUAUGAAUUUGUCAUCUCUGAGAAUAAUUCUCCAGGGGCAUAUAUCACUUCUGUCACAGCCACGGAUCCUGACUUAGGAGAAAAUGGACAGGUCACCUAUACUAUUUUGGAGAGUUUUAUCUUGGGAAGUUCUAUAACUACAUAUGUAACCAUUGACCCAUCUAAUGGCGCCAUCUACGCCCUCAGAAUCUUUGAUCACGAAGAAGUAAGUCAGAUUGCUUUUGUGGUUGAAGCAAGGGAUGGAGGAAGCCCAAAACAACUUGUCAGCAAUACCACAGUUGUGCUCACCAUCAUCGAUGAAAAUGACAAUGUUCCUGUGAUUGUAGGCCCUGCACUUCGCAAUAACACAGCGGAAAUCCCAAUCCCCAAAGGGGCUGAAAGUGGCUUCCAUGUUACCAGAAUAAGGUCUGUAGACCGGGACUCUGGCAUGAAUGCAGAACUCAGCUGCUCCAUAGUAGGAGGAAAUGAAGACAAUAUCUUUGUCAUAGACCCCAAAUCAUGUGACAUCUACACCAAUGUGAGCAUGGAGUCAACUCCAUACACUGAAUGGGAGCUUGCUGUCCUGGUCCAGGAUAAAGGCAGUCCCCAGCUCCAUACCAAAGCAUUUUUGAAGUGUUCAGUUUUUGAGUUUGUCGAAUCAGUGACAAGUACAGCAAUGACUUCAGUUAGUCAGGCCUCUAUGGAUGUCUCUAUGAUAAUCAUUAUCUCCUUGGGAGCCAUCUGUGCUGUCUUAUUGGUCAUCAUGGUCCUCUUUGCAACCCGGUGCAACAGAGAGAAGAAGGACAACCGGUCCUACAAUUGUAGAGUGGCUGAAUCUACUUAUCAGCACCAUCCAAAACGACCCUCCAGGCAGAUUCACAAAGGAGAUAUUACUCUAGUGCCUACAAUUAAUGGCACCUUGCCCAUUAGAUCCCAUCACAGGUCAUCCCCUUCUUCAUCUCCCACCCUGGAAAGAGGACAGAUGAGCAGUCGACAAAGUCACCACAGCCACCAGUCACUCAACAGCCUGGUGACAAUCUCAUCCAACCAUGUGCCCGAAAAUUUCUCAUUGGAACUCACCCAUGCUACUCCAGCUGUUGAGCAGGUCUCUCAGCUUCUCUCAAUGCUUCAUCAGGGCCAAUAUCAGCCACGACCAAGUUUUCGGGGAAAUAAAUACUCUAGGAGCUAUAGGUAUGCCCUUCAAGAUAUGGAUAAAUUCAGCUUGAAGGACAGUGGCCGGGGUGACAGUGAGGCAGGGGACAGUGAUUACGAUUUGGGUCGUGAUUCUCCAAUAGACCGGCUACUUGGGGAAGGCUUCAGUGAUCUUUUCCUCACUGAUGGAAGAAUUCCUGCAGCAAUGCGGCUUUGCACCGAUGAAUGCAGAGUCCUGGGACACUCGGACCAGUGUUGGAUGCCACCUCUUCCCUCCCCGUCUUCUGAUUAUCGAAGCAACAUGUUCAUUCCAGGGGAAGAAUUUCCAACCCAGCCACAACCCCAGCACCCCCACCAGAGUUUGGAAGAAGACUCCCAGCCCAUCGAUUCCAGUGAAAAAAAGAAGAGUUUUUCCACGUUUGGGAAGGAUGUGCAGAAUGAAGAAGACUCUGGGGACCAAUGCACAUCUUCUUUGCUCUCUGAAAUGAGCAGUGUGUUUCAGCGUCUGUUACCUCCGUCUCUGGACACCUACACUGAGUGCAGUGAGGUGGAUCGGGCCAACUCAUUAGAGCGUCGAAAGGGAACUGUCCCAGCCAAGACUGUGGGUUAUCCACAAGGAGUGGCGGCAUGGGCAGCCAGUACCCAUUUCCAAAAUCCUGCCAACACCACUGGGCCCACCCUGGGGACUCACUCAAGUGUGCAGCCUUCUUCCAAAUGGCUUCCAGCCAUGGAAGAGAUUCCUGAAAACUAUGAGGAAGAUGAUUUUGAUAAUGUACUCAACCAUCUCAAUGAUGGGAAGCAUGAACUCAUGGAUGCCAGUGAGCUGGUGGCAGAGAUUAACAAGCUGCUACAAGAUGUUAGACAGAGCUAGAGAAGUUUGAAAAACAAAAGCAUCUUUUUUUUCCAUUUUUAUGGAAACAAGGAAAGGGGGAAAAAAGACAGAACUGGCAUUGCCAAUUAGUUGCAUUUAUCAUAAAUGUGUCUGUGUAUAUGGAAUAUUAAAUACUGUAUUUUCAUAUGUACACAAUGCAAGUGUGGUUAUCUUAAUCUGUAUUUUAAAAAUACAUUUGUACCUUAUAUUUAUGUGUAAUUUAACAAAUAAAUUUUAUUUUUCUACUCCCAUGGCAAGCAUGUCUUCCCUAAGUAUAUAAAAACCAGCCACUAUUUGAUUCUGGCACAUCGUCCAGACACAAGAGAUGAGGGUACUGCUUCCUAUUGCUUGUUUAUUUUUUUUUUCUUAAUGAGCUUUUUUUUAAAGAGAAAUAAGCGUCUCGUUGCAGAAUCAGCCCCAAUGAAGUAUUAUCCCACCCUCAGCUUUAAUUGUGUUUUAUUGCUGAAUUCUUAGAAUAAUAAAUUGCCAACUUUAGUGAA
Gracilinanus agilis (Agile Gracile Mouse Opossum) is the source of this 3908-nucleotide messenger RNA. RefSeq names its product protocadherin 18 (gene PCDH18). Lineage: Eukaryota; Metazoa; Chordata; Mammalia; Didelphimorphia; Didelphidae. The transcript is spliced from 4 exons. Bases 1 to 3408 code for a protein of 1135 amino acids. Gene Ontology annotation, cellular component: plasma membrane. The record is from RefSeq and is a predicted model, not a curated record. Gene Ontology annotation, molecular function: calcium ion binding. Gene Ontology annotation, biological process: homophilic cell-cell adhesion.